This is a messenger RNA of Chenopodium quinoa (quinoa), 1870 nucleotides long. RefSeq lists its product as uncharacterized. The record is from RefSeq and is a predicted model, not a curated record. NCBI's taxonomy places the organism in Eukaryota, Viridiplantae, Streptophyta, Magnoliopsida, Caryophyllales, Amaranthaceae. The transcript is spliced from 4 exons. Gene Ontology annotation, cellular component: extracellular region. The coding region runs from base 94 to 1668 and encodes 524 amino acids.
ACCCACUCCAAUAUAAAAUUUGCCAAUACCAAAAAAAUUGAGGGAGGGUAAAAAAACCACAACAAAUAUACUGUAUUCCAAGUUUGAAGAAAAAUGGCAGGAUUACCGAGACUUAUCACGUUGAGGGGAAACCGUUUCUUCCAGUAUGAAACGGAAGAAGGGGAAUUACACGCGACCGUGCGAAAUACAUCUGAUACGAUAAUUAGUGAGAACAACUUCACCUUGUUUGAAGUGGUGAGUUCAAGGGUUCAGGGUAUGGUCCACAUCAAAAGUCGCUUCAAUAACAGGUACUUGCGGCUCAACCCAACCGGAGUGUAUAUUUACGCCACUGCAGACGAGCUCGAGGAAGACCGUGCCAAACGGUCUUGCACUUUGUUCAGGGUUGUCGUCUCCGGCUACAACGUGCGUUUCUUCCACCAGUCCGAUAAUGUUGAGCGGGGUGUGAUAUAUUAUCAAAAUGGUGUCCUCGGAGUCCAGGCAGGUAUCCAUACAUAUAGCUUGUUAUUUAGGGACAUGACCGACUUUGUAAUCUUGCCGAAGCACGUAAUGUUCAAAGGGAAUGAUGGGAAUUACUUAAGAGCACGUAAAAAUAGAAAUCUGGAGUUCGUUGCCAACGAUCCAACGGAUCCAAGAGUGCACCACAUUGCAACGGUUUCACCUCUUAGUCCAAGUUUCAGCCUACUGUCCCCCAGAUUCAAUCUGUACUGGGAGAGGAUUAAUGGUGAUUGGCUCCAAUGCAACUCGAGCAGACCAUUCAUCGUGAAUACGGCCUUCCGCCCAGUGAGGCAGGGUUUUGGUAGCCAAAACAACACCAUAGCUCUGUUGAAUACGAAUAACAACAGGUACUGUGAGAGAUGGACCAGCGGGGGGAACGCUGGUCGUAUUCGAGCUUCCUCCUCGACUGUCCCGCCUACUGCGGUGCUCACAGUGGAGGAGGCAGUCCGGGAUCGAGAAAUCUCUGACAUCAGGUAUCGUUUAGAGGAUGCACGCAUCUACAAUAUGGUUCCUCUACAGGCCGUAAGCCAAACUGUGUUUAACUAUGGCAAUCAUGAUGAGAGACAAGAGGUGAAAUUCACCUACAGAGAGGUGAUAGAGGAGAAGUUCAGCUCGUCACAUUCGUGGAAACUGUCGGUCAAGGCUACCAUCAGGGUUAGAUUGAUCCCAGUGAUACUUCAGGGGAAACUGACUACAACUGCUAGCUACGGAGGUAGUGUUGAAUGGUCCAAAAUGAAAAGAAUUGAGAGAACAGUAACUGGCUCCACAACCGCUACAGUACCAGCAAGGAGUUCUAGAAGGGUGACCUUGAUCGUUGGACAGGGUUCCAUGGACGUCCCUUACUCUUACAGACAAAGUGACAUCCUUAUGGAUGGAACCUUUGAGGAAAAGACUAUGCACGAUGGUCUUUUCUCGGGUCUCAACACCUUUGAAUUCCAAUAUACUCUCGAAGAACCUGAAAGCCUUCCUCGUAGUGCUAGGCCGCCAAUAGGCCAUGAUGACAUUGUCAUCGUGCCAGGUGAAACCAUGGACCUCCCUAGAAUGGCCAUCUCGCGUGGAGUCGAUGAAGUAGAAGUGGAAGGAAAAGAGGAGGAACUAGUUCCAAUGGAACAAGAUUGUGGAGAAGAAGGAAAGGAGGAACCAGUUCCCCUGCCAGUGUCUUCCAAGCUUUAGUUACUUACAUACACUAUGUGUUCUAUUUUACAUUUUGUCUUUUUAAGGAUGAAUAAUAAUAAUAAUAAUAAUAAUAAUAAUGAUGAUGUGAGUUUUCCUAUAACACACAUAUUGUGUUUGUAUUAUGGUUGUACUUUGCUUGUAUUAUUGGUUUUCUCCUUUAUUCUCUGCAUGCUAUAUAUCAAGAUCUUUCUCUAAACAA